Molecule: messenger RNA, 1317 nt
Organism: Centropristis striata (black sea bass)
Lineage: Eukaryota; Metazoa; Chordata; Actinopteri; Perciformes; Serranidae
Gene: arhgdia
Product: Rho GDP dissociation inhibitor (GDI) alpha
Exons: 6
Coding region: 101-721 (206 amino acids)
Biological process (GO): Rho protein signal transduction
Cellular component (GO): cytoplasm; membrane; cytosol
Molecular function (GO): protein binding; Rho GDP-dissociation inhibitor activity
Source: RefSeq, a predicted model, not a curated record
AGCGGCCGUUGGCUCAGAUUUUGCUCCGCCGCUUCACUUUCAGCCUCUCACCGCCACUCACAGGACACUGUCCCAGCAGACCGCAGAUAUAACGUGCACCAUGGCAGAGCAGGAGCCUACAAAAGAGCAGCUGGCAGCGCUGGAAAUCAAGGACGAAGACGAUGAAACCAAUACUAACUACAAACCUCCUGCCCAGAAGAGCCUACAGGAGAUCCAGGAGCUGGACAAAGAUGAUGAGAGCCUGCAGAAGUACAAGGCCACACUGCUGGGCAAUGUAGCUGGUGUGGAAGCAGACCCCAGCCUCCCCAACGUCCAGGUGACCCGUAUGACUCUGGUGUGUGAAACGGCUCCCAACCCUCUGGUCCUUGAUCUGACUGGAGACCUUCAGGCUUUCAAGAAGGAGGCAUUUGUGCUGAAAGAAGGAGCUGAAUACAGAAUAAAGAUCAACUUCAAGGUCAACAGAGAUAUCGUGUCAGGCCUGAAGUAUAAUCAGCAAACAUACAGGAAAUCGGUAAAGGUUGAUAAAGCGGACUACAUGGUCGGCAGCUACGGGCCCAGACCAAAGGAGGAAUACGAGUUCCUGACCACCAUGGAGGAGGCACCCAAAGGAAUGAUCGCCCGCGGUUCCUACACGAUCAAGUCCAAGUUCACCGAUGAUGACAAGCACGAUCAUCUCAGCUGGGAAUGGAACAUCAAUAUCAAGAAGGACUGGACAAAUUAAUCCCCCCUCGCCAUCCCGCUUCAACGUCUUCCUCCUCUUUGUCCCCUUCUUGUCUCGCUGUCAUUCCAUUAUUUCUGUCUGGCUUUUGCUCUCUCCGUCCAUCAACAACCAGAAUCUUUCUUUUUCUAAAUUCCAAUCACUUCAUCAUUCCCACUCCCAUCGUAAUGCUUUCGUUUUCUUUGCACCUGCCCUUUCUGUAUUAAAGUAUUAGUAGUAAAUCUUUAAAAAAAAAUAAAAAAAGGAGAAAGCAAUCCAGCUUUUGCGGUUUAUGAUAGAAAAAAUUAACAAAAAAAAAAAUAUUCUGCUCUUGGAAAAAUGAUCAACUAUUUAACGCUUUCCUUUCCUUCCUUCCUUCCUUCGCCCUUUUCAUUCUUCUGUGUUUUUCAGAUUGUUUUGUACAAUUACCGUGAUCGGCCUUGGAAAGCAUUGUGCAGGAAGUAGUCGUGCUGUAUGUGUGUAUGUGGCCACUGUAGCGGUCAUUGAGCAAUCAUUGCUGGACACAACUCUUGGACGCAGCCCUCCUAAAGCCUUUGAGCAGAUUAUUUGUACCAGGGUCUUGGUGAAUUAUUUGGAAUUCAGGCCACCUCUUUUUCAAA